ACGGCCAAAAAGGAGAAGCAGCUAUUUACUUAGUCACUUGCCAAUAUGAGAAGAGACCAGAGAGUAGAAAAGGAGGACACGGUUAAGAAUUAAAAGUCAACACCGCUGGAAGUUAAAUUGGCAAUUAGAUUGCACCAGUUUUGGAGACAACCUGGAGUGUUUUUUCUUUUUGUCAAGAAACUAGUGGCAGUACUGAAAACAGCAAGUUGGACUUCAUCUUGGGGCAACAAAGGAAUUUAACAAGUUCAUAGAAUGUGUGUAGGAUAGUGAUACUUGGCAACGAUGAGACUUUUAUCUUCCAAAACUAACAUAAAACACUUGUUGCUGUGUGUUUUCUUGGGCCAUCUUUGGGGAGUAGCUGACUCCACCACUACAUCACCAAGCCCAGCGAGUACAGUAGCAAAGUCAAGCCCAACAACAACAACGACGUUGCCACCAACAACUGCAACUGCAAGGCCUUCUACCCCAAAUGUUAAGAAUGUGACGCAGGGAGCACAAAACAAGGCUAACAGCACUGAAUCCAAUUUAGUGACAGCUACCCCAAAUGUUAAGAAUGUGGUGCAGGUAGCACAAAACGCUAACAGCACUGGAUUCAGUCUACCUGGAGUGACAGCUCCCCCAAAUGUUGAGAAUGUGGAGCAGGUAGCGCAAAACGAGACUAGUAUAACUCUGAAAUGGACAAAGGUUAAUAACUCGACUUACAUCCUACGUUACAUCGACACAGAAGAGAAAAUUAAGGAAAUUAGAUUACCAGAGACGCAAGACGAGUAUGUGGUCUCUGGCCUGACUCCUGGGAGAAUAUACAGUUUCACUCUCAUCACUGUGUUUGAGGACCACAACAGCACUGGAUUCACAAUUAAUGGAGUGACAGCUCCCCCAAAUGUUGAGAAUGUGGAGCAGGUAGCGCAAAACGAGACUAGUGUAACUCUGAAAUGGACAAAGGUUAAAAACUCGACUUACAUCCUACGUUACAUCGACACAGAAGAGAAAAUUAAGGAAUUACCAGAGACGCAAGACGAGUAUGUGGUCUCUGGCCUGACUCCUGGAGAAUACAGUUUCACUCUCAUCACUGUGUUUGAGGACCACAACAGCACUGGAAUCACAAUUAAUGGAGUGACAGCUCCCCCAAAUGUUGAGAAUGUGGAGCAGGUAGCACAAAACGAGACUAGUAUAACUCUGAAAUGGACAAAGGUUAAUAACUCGACUUACAUCCUACGUUACAUCGACACAGAAGAGAAAAUUAAGGAAAUUAGAUUACCAGAGACGCAAGACGAGUAUGUGGUCUCUGGCCUGACUCCUGGGAGAAUAUACAGUUUCACUCUCAUCACUGUGUUUGAGGACCACAACAGCACUGGAUUCACAAUUAAUGGAGUGACAGCUCCCUCAAAUGUUGAGAAUGUGACGCAGGUAGCACAAAACGAGACUAGUAUAACUCUGAAAUGGACAAAGGUUCAUAACUCGACUUACAUCCUACGUUACAAGGACACAGUUAAGGAAAUUACAUUACCAGAGACGCAAGACGAGUAUGUGGUCUCUGACCUGACUUCUGGAACAAAAUACAAUUUCACUCUCAUCACUGUGUUUGGGGGCUACAACAGCACUGGAAUCACGUUUACAGGAGUGACAGUUCCAAAAAAUGUUCAGACUGUGACUGCGCUGACACAAACUGAGAGCAAUAUCACUGUGAGAUGGGACAAGGUUAACAACAUUUCACAUUACAAACUACAAAGGGAUGGUAACGACACGUGCAACAUCAGUGAUACCACCAAUAAUACAUCGGUUACAUAUACUAUCAAAGAACUUCCUGCUGGGAAAAACCACAGUUUCAAACUCAUCACUGUGUUUUACUAUGCCUCCAGCACUGGAUACACAUUUACUUUUCCUACUGCUCCUCCCAAGGUGCCUACGGUCAACGUGACCAAACGCUUUGUGACCAAUAUAACUCUAGAGUGGGAGGAUGUGGAUACAAACUGGGAAUACUUGCUUCAGAGUAAUGACAGUGAUGUGAAAAUCAACCGCAGAUCCUCGAAUAUUGUGUCCUACUCAGUCACAAAUCUCAGCGCUGGAACAAAAUAUUUUUUCAGAGUGAUCACAAUGUUCUCUGGACUCAACAGUACCUCUCAUGAAUUUAACACCAUAACUGCUAUAGACUGUGCGAGUGCAGAUUGGCAAGUUAGUAGCACAUCAAUCCAGGCAACGAUUGAUGGCUUGUUCUCGAAUGCAACUGCCAACAAUGGAUCACAAAAUCAUGUCAGUUCUGGAAGUAGACAUGUGUCAUUUAAUGAGCUUUACCCUGGUGCAACCUACGAGAUUCAUCUUGUGUAUGAAAUGAAUUCCAUGCUUUAUACACAGUGUCUUCACAACGUAACAAUCCAGCCUCAGAAAUUAAGUGCUAGAUGUAAGUCCACGAAUUCUGGCUUCUCCAUCUUCAUUGAGUGGGAUCCACUGGAUGGUGUGUGGACUUCUGUGGAAGUGGACGUGACUGGAAAAACUCCUACCUCAGUAUUAAGCAAUACACAGUCUCAGACAGUAAAGACAGUAUCUGACUGCCGACCUGGUGCAACCUAUAACGUGACAUUAACUUCACUGUCUGGGUCUGUACGAAGUGACGCGUUAAACUUUGACUGUAAAACUAGCGCAGCUGUCAUUGUAGGCCCUGUGUGUGCUGCAGUGCUAUUUUGUAUCCUGGUCUGUCUGGCUGUCUUCAUUUUCCUUAAAAGACCAGGCAUUUUCAGCAGAAAAAAGUCAUUCAUUAGUGGAUCCAAACAACCUAACACAGAGAGCAAACCCAUAUCUGCAGCAAAGUUUCCAGACCACUUCAAUCUGCUGAGUUUGGAUGAGAACAGAGGUUUCAGCCAGGAAUAUGAGGACCUCAGUACUGUUGGCACGGAGCAGACACGAAAGGUAGCCAUUCUACCGGAGAACAAAGUGAAGAAUCGUUUCACUAAUGUCCUGCCAUAUGACUGGUGUCGGGUGAAGCUAACUUCAUCAGAUGAGACUUCAGACUACAUUAAUGCCAAUUACAUGCCAGGGUACAACACCAAAAGAGAAUACAUUGCUACUCAAGGUCCUCUGCCGUCCACAGUCAACGAUUUCUGGAGAAUGAUCUGGGAACAAAGAUCGAAAGGCAUCGUGAUGGUAACCAACUGCAUCGAAGGAGGACGGGCCAAGUGUGAACAGUACUGGCCCGCAGACAGCCAGCCCUGCCUCUAUGGAGAGUUGCUGGUCACUAAGAGAUCUGAGCAACAGAAGCCCAACUGGACACUGAGAGAAUUUAGUGUGAAACACAAAAGCACAUCAGAAGAGCGUGCAGUGAAACAUUUCCACUUCACUGCCUGGCCCGACCAUGGAGUCCCUCAGUGCACUGAAGUCUUGAUCGAAUUCAGAGGACUGGUGAGACAGCACAUCGAGGAAGAGGGGUUUAAAUCACCGACUGUGGUUCACUGCAGCGCUGGAGUGGGGAGGACGGGCACUAUAAUUGCCCUGGAUGUACUGCUUCAGCAGCUACAGAAACAACAAGCUGUGGGCAUCAAAGCUUUUGUGCACAAGAUGAGACUGAAUCGACCGUACAUGGUGCAGACAGAGUCCCAGUAUGUUUUCCUACACCACUGCAUCAUGGACUCUCUGCAGCCAAAGGAGAUGCCUGAAGAGAGUCUGUAUGAGAACUGUGACAUGAUAUAUGCUAAUGCUACUGCACUCAGAGAGUUUAACAAAAACAAGAUAAAUAUAUAGUGGCAAACUUGCACCCUGGCCUUUAAGCACUUAAUCAAAAACUGCAUGGUGUGUUUUAUUCUAUUACAGUGAUUUUCAUUUUAUCUAUUUAUUGUGUACAAAUGGCACAGCUGAGAUGUUAUUUAUCUUUUACAUCCUGCCAAAUGUGUACGAUCAUUGUUUCAGAAAAGAUGACCAAAGAAUGUUUUAAUAUUACAUUUAUUAACAAUAACAGAUGAGGGUAGAAAACAAUCUUUUGUACAUAAAAAUAAAAAAUAUUUUGUAUUUAAAACAAAUAGCAGAAUAUAGUACUACCAAGUUUGUAAAUGAAAUGCAGUACACUGUCGGAUUCGUGUAUAUUUUCAAACUAACUGUGCAUAAAUCUUCCAAUGUAAACUGGG
Mugil cephalus (flathead mullet) is the source of this 4112-nucleotide messenger RNA. Its product is annotated as receptor-type tyrosine-protein phosphatase H-like. The record is from RefSeq and is a predicted model, not a curated record. Gene Ontology annotation, biological process: protein dephosphorylation. NCBI's taxonomy places the organism in Eukaryota, Metazoa, Chordata, Actinopteri, Mugiliformes, Mugilidae. Gene Ontology annotation, molecular function: protein tyrosine phosphatase activity; protein binding.